ACCACUUCUAGAAAGAGCUAUUUUAACACAAGCAACUCAAAGAAAUCUCUUUUACAGAACUGGGUAUACCGAGAAAUGUUCCUCUCAAAUACAGCCUUUUGAUGGACAGGAGUUUCUAAGUGUCAUGCUCACCAACAAGCUAUAAGAUGACCACCCCUCACAAUCAAGCUCAACCUGGCCCUUCUAUCGACCCAUAUCCAGACGAAUACAAAAUAGCAGCCCUUGUCUUCUACAGCUGCAUCUUCAUAACUGGCUUAUUUGUUAAUGUCACCGCCUUAUGGGUUUUCAGUUGUACCACCAAGAAGAGAACCACUGUAACCAUCUAUAUGAUGAAUGUGGCACUACUGGACUUGAUAUUUAUAAUGAGCUUACCCUUUCGAAUGUUUUAUUACGCAAAAGGUGAAUGGCCGUUUGGAGAGUACUUCUGCCAGAUUCUUGGGGCUCUCACGGUGUUUUAUCCAAGUAUUGCUCUAUGGCUUCUUGCUUUCAUUAGUGCCGACAGAUACAUGGCCAUUGUACAGCCGAAAUAUGCCAAGGAACUUAAAAACACAUGCAAGGCCGUGCUAGCAUGUGUGGGAGUCUGGAUAAUGACCCUGACAACCACCAUCCCACUCCUACUGCUCUAUGAAGACCCAGAUAAAGCCUCCACCCCUGCCACCUGCCUCAAGAUUUCUGACAUCAUCUACUUAAAAGCUAUUAAUGCGCUGAACUUCACUCGACUGAUUUUCUUUUUCUUGAUUCCUCUGUUCAUCAUGAUUGGGUGCUACUUAGUCAUUAUUCAUAGUCUCCUUCACGGUAAGACAUCUAAGCUGAAGCCAAAAGUCAAGGAGAAGUCUAUACGGAUCAUUAUCACGCUCAUGGUGCAGGUGCUCGUCUGCUUCAUGCCUUUCCACAUCUGCUUUGCUUUCCUGAUGCUGGGAGGGGAUGAGAACAGCUACAACCCCUGGGGAGCCUUCACCACCUUCCUCAUGAACCUCAGCACCUGUCUGGAUGUGAUUCUCUACUACAUUGUUUCAAAACAAUUUCAGGCUCGAGUCAUUAGUGUCAUGUUAUACCGCAAUUAUCUUCGGAGUGUGCGCAGAAAGAGCUUCCGCUCAGGUAGCUUACGGUCCCUAAGCAACAUAAACAGUGAAAUGUUAUGAACGGUCAUUG
Molecule: messenger RNA, 1152 nt
Organism: Balaenoptera acutorostrata (minke whale)
Lineage: Eukaryota; Metazoa; Chordata; Mammalia; Artiodactyla; Balaenopteridae
Gene: GPR18
Product: G protein-coupled receptor 18
Exons: 2
Coding region: 147-1142 (331 amino acids)
Biological process (GO): phospholipase C-activating G protein-coupled receptor signaling pathway; positive regulation of Rho protein signal transduction
Cellular component (GO): membrane
Molecular function (GO): G protein-coupled receptor activity
Source: RefSeq, a predicted model, not a curated record